AUGCCAGGUGCGUCGCCAACUGACGAGAAAGCCGACCAAAAGAAAUCGCAAAACCCUGAAAAGUCAGACGGCAACUCACCAGUCGAUACUGAGAGCGUGACGUUCUUGCUUGACUCACAGCAAACAAUACUCAUCAACAACAACGACCCUUAUCUUCCUCGCGCUUCUUACAUUGCCCGCGUACACACCGACAGACUACACUUUAGUGGCUUGGCACAAACGGUGAGACUAGAAAUGAUAAUAAACGUUUUUCUAUCGCUACCCACCUUCUCCUCUACAUCUCACAAGAUUUCACAGAAGAUGUCUCACUCUUUCGUUCCUACAUUCAAUGGCACCUACCAGCAAGCAAACUGCGUGAAUGAUGGUUCUAACCAGCGCAAUACCUUCGGCUCAGCUCCCGAUAGCACUACGCAAGAUCACCAACCCACCGUCGUAGCCCCACAAAGCAUCGGGGACCGGAUCGUCAGUCUGCUUGAUCCACUACGCAAAGACUUCAAUGCCUACGACGCUGAGACAACUCCUGCCCUUGAUAGACGUAUCACAACUAUAAGCCAGAACAUCGCUGCUCUUAUUGCCAGCAAUGAAGAGAAGUAUGGCCGAGUCGCAAAACCAGAGAACGUUCAUGUUAUGACUCGGAACUUCAAUGGUAUCGACGGUGUGGUCUAUCUGGGAAUAUUCGUUACUGGAGCCAAUGUUUUUCAUGAAGUGAUAGGCGUUGACGUCGAGGACAAGAACGAUGCCAUUGAAAAGCUUGGUUCUAAGAUGGAAGGAAAGCUUGGGCGCUCUCUCGAUAAGCGCUGA
Messenger RNA from Alternaria triticimaculans, 801 nucleotides. RefSeq lists its product as uncharacterized. The record is from RefSeq and is a predicted model, not a curated record. Bases 1 to 801 code for a protein of 266 amino acids. NCBI's taxonomy places the organism in Eukaryota, Fungi, Ascomycota, Dothideomycetes, Pleosporales, Pleosporaceae. The transcript is spliced from 2 exons.